Molecule: messenger RNA, 861 nt
Organism: Venustampulla echinocandica
Lineage: Eukaryota; Fungi; Ascomycota; Leotiomycetes; Helotiales; Pleuroascaceae
Exons: 2
Coding region: 1-861 (286 amino acids)
Cellular component (GO): membrane
Source: RefSeq, a predicted model, not a curated record
AUGUCCAACUCCACCACCCCAGGCGAAGUCGACCACAAUCUUUACGGUUAUGAUCCCUCAAAGACUGCGGCCUAUGCCUUCGUUGCUCUUUUCGUUGUAUCUGGUUUCUUGCACCUUAUAUUCAUAUUCACACUCCGCGCCGCCUUUUUCAUCCCUCUAAUUCUUGGGAGCGCCAUGGAAGCCGGUGGCUACUACUGCCGUGCAUGGUCUACGGCAAAUACGCACAAUAUUCUGCCUUUCGUCAUCCAAGGACUUCUCAUCCUCGCAGCUCCGCCGUUGUUAGCCGCGACCAUCUACAUGACCUUCGGCCGCAUUGUUCGGAAUCUCAAAGGCGAAGUGUAUUCCCUCAUCUCGCCGAAGUGGCUGACGGCAAUUUUUGUCCUGGCCGAUGUGAUAUGUCUUGCUACCCAACUGGCGGGCUCAGUCUUGAGAGCUAGUGACGAUGCCGCGACAAACAAGAGGGGCUCUGGCAUCGUGCUUGGGGGGCUGAUUCUCCAAGUUGUCAUAUUUUGCUUAUUCGCCAUCCUGGCGUCGAAUUUUCACAUACGAUUCGGCAGGAUAGAGAAUGGGCAUAUAGCACUUCCUUGGGUGAAGCAUAUGGUGGUUCUUUACACCAUGAGCCUGGUGUUCAUUAUCCGGAACCUUGUUCGGAUUCUAGAAUUUACUCAGGGUGAUGAUGGGUACCUUGUCACGCAUGAAUCUAUGUUGUAUGUUUUCGAUGGGGCAUUUAUGUUAUUUGUUGUGGUACUGCUGCUCUUUGUUCACCCUGGUGGGUUGUUCAAAGCAGCACGCCAUGCCAUGUUGAUGACAGUAUUGGGGCUUUCUAAUGAAAUGGCUCCAAUUUCUGCAAGUAAACGAUGA